UGUUUGCACUCUAUCUGGUAUCUGUUUGAAUACAUUUAGGCCCUGAACUUGGGAUUGAAAAUUGCGUUUUGUUAUUUUGUAUACUCAUCAUUUCUUUGUCAACUUGAUUGUUAUUUUUAAAUAGUAUAAUUAAUCAAAAUGAGUCUCCAAUGGACUUUGGUUGCUACCUUUCUGUAUAUAGAGAUUGCUAUUGUCAUUAUUCUAUUAUUGCCCAUCAUUUCACCGAGAAAAUGGCAAAGUUUUUUCAAAUCACGCUUUUUACAGUCUAUUGAACGUCAAAGUAACCUUUAUUUCACUGGAUUUCUGUUAAUUUUGGUCCUUCUGUUUUUGGACUCCAUUCGGGAAAUGAGGAGAUAUUCAGUUGGACGAGAACAUGACGAGCAUGCCGGUCAUCUCAAUACCGAAUUGGCUCAUUCAAUGAAAUUGUUUAGAGCCCAGCGAAAUUUUUACAUUGCUGGAUUCGCUUUGUUUCUCUGUUUGGUGAUUCGACGAAUCGCUUCUCUUUUAUCGCAGACAGCACAACUUAAAAAUCAACUGGAAGCUGUUACUGCCCAAGCAAAGGGAGCUUCAAAAGCAGCAGAGGCCUUAUUGAAAGCUUCAGAUGAUGGCAACAAGAAGAGUAAAACUAAAGCCGGUGGUGACAAGGCAGAAAACAAAGAUGAGCCAACAUCACCUUCAGCUGGUGAAUUGAAGCGUCUUAGAUCUGAAUUGGCUGGAAUCAAAGAAGAAUUGAUCAAAUCUAAGAAUGAAUUAGCCAAAGCUGAGGCUGUUAAGAAGCAGGCCGAAGGUAUUAGUCGUGAAUAUGACCGAUUGGCUGAAGAACAUGAAAAAUUAAUAAAGAAAAUGGGUAUGGCUGGAGACAAAAAAGGUGAUUAGAAUUACCAAUUCUCUUGUAAAAUCAAUGAUUAUCAAAUAAACCUGUCUUUUUUAAGAAAAAAAGGCUAUUUAAUCAA
This is a messenger RNA of Tetranychus urticae (two-spotted spider mite), 953 nucleotides long. RefSeq names its product B-cell receptor-associated protein 31. Gene Ontology annotation, cellular component: endoplasmic reticulum membrane; endoplasmic reticulum. Gene Ontology annotation, biological process: intracellular protein transport; endoplasmic reticulum to Golgi vesicle-mediated transport. NCBI's taxonomy places the organism in Eukaryota, Metazoa, Arthropoda, Arachnida, Trombidiformes, Tetranychidae. The record is from RefSeq and is a predicted model, not a curated record.